GCCAGUUUCAACGAAAAUUCUGUCUUUCGCCUGGCAACUAUAAUCGGUGACGUCACUCGUCACGAGACCUAAUGUUCAGUCUCUAUCUUCGCUUCGUUGGAGCCGCUUGUCCCGGCAUGGCACUGCAGUCCCAGCCCGAUGUUCAGGACGUUCGCGGCUUUCCUGAUUAUCCAGGGUGGUGAUGCAGAUUAUAAAGGACAGACUGCAGGCACGGGUGGACGUCGAGGAGGUGCUGGGCGAACUACAAUAUGGGUUCCAGAAACAAAGGAGGUGUGCAUGACGUUGGGUCCUCGAGCUUCGUUUCCAUGCCAUUCCCGGCUCUUCGAGCCCAUUCAGUCAAGGACAGGAUAGGAGCCUGUGUUGUACCCCGCAUCCGCUUCAUUUUACCGAGUGCCAUGGACUUCGACGUCAUGGAAACCUGCACGGACGGCGACAGGCACGCGGGCGUGGCAAGCUUUUUCUACAGAGGACGGUUCGCUGUUACGGGAAAACGUGCAGGCAGGAACUCGAGCCGUAUUCCGUGUCAGCGCCACCAGAUUUCCUUCUCGCGAGCUCAACCAGGAGGAGUGCGUGGAGCUGCGUUCUCGAGCCGUCGUCCGUGUGAGUCUCGUUGCCACCAGACGUCCUCCAAGCCAGCAGGAGGAGUGCGUGGAGCUGCGUUCUCGAGCCGUCGUCCGUGUGAGUCCCGGUGCCACCAGACGUCCUCCAAGCCAGCAGGCCUUCUAAGCCUCGCCCUUUGCCGCCAUCGGAGAAGAUAUCCUACUAUACAAGCCGACACGCCCGCAAAUAAUUACACCAUUGCAGAAUCGUCUGAAAGUUUGAACCAUCCGCCACACUUAACCUUCCUGCAGUAAAUUUUUUCCCGCGCUCUUUCAUCCCGCAAGGCGCCCGUGAAUCGCGACCAACAAGACUACACACACCUGGAUGGGCUGAGUAGGAGCACGUCUGGUGGCGCCGAGACUGACACGGGAGACCGACUCGAGGUUCCAACUCCUCGUACACCUGCAAGUUGAGGCCAAGAUGCAUGCGUAUCCCAACGUACGAAGGGCCAGAAAUGAACAGAAUUGGUUAUACAUUCUUACAUUGCUGAAAUUGUAAUCGAAUAAAACGCCACGGUAUUUGGCACUCACGUCAGUGGCUCGUGCACAUCCUGACAAUGCUGUCACUCGCUGUCUUAACUAUGGUUGCAAAGAUUAUAUCAGAUUGUUUCUUCAUACUUCACACAAAUUAUGACUAAGGAAGAAUGGAGUAGGUACAUAACUGAGCUGUCACGUAAAGCAGCUCUAUUUCACGCGACAGCUCGCAAUGUUUCAGGGAAAUUUUUGCACUAACACGAAGCAGGAGAAGAAAAUUAUGUCCGUGCUGAAGCCACAUUACUACUACGCUCAUAAUACAUCACUGCCUGUAUCUAUCUGCUGUAUGGUAUGGUACUUCAUACUGCUAGCCUGAUGCAGUGGGAAUAUAGAAAGGUCACACUUUUUGUAUAUAUCCAGAUCGGUUACCGAACGUAAGCGAUCUGGUUCCAUGGAGUCGGUGCGCUACAUGCUCUACGGAGAGUUAGCACUGGGUAUGCGAAUUGCUGUUAUGGGAAGUCCGUCACUGUAGCACCAGCAGCCCAUACUAACCAAUAUAGUGCGUGUACUGUUAAUCCGGCAGCCUUCACGAAUUUCCUGAAUAAAGGAUCGCACCCGUGGCAAUAUUUCUACUUACUACUGCAACAUCCUGCAAUGUCAAUGUAUGCAAACUUAGC
Messenger RNA from Dermacentor silvarum, 1750 nucleotides. RefSeq lists its product as uncharacterized. The record is from RefSeq and is a predicted model, not a curated record. NCBI's taxonomy places the organism in Eukaryota, Metazoa, Arthropoda, Arachnida, Ixodida, Ixodidae. The coding region runs from base 249 to 854 and encodes 201 amino acids. The transcript has 8 exons.